AUGACAAGAACAGUGCAUCUAGAAGUUGCCUACGGACUUGAUACAGAUUUGUUCCUCAAUGCAUUUUACCGGAUGGUUUGCCGAAGAGGUCUACCUACAGAAGUCAUAUCAGACAAUGGAACGAAUUUUGUUGGUGGCAAAAACGAGCUUAUGGAACAAGUUGGAUUAUUGGACCACACAAAAAUUCAACAAUAUACAUCAAACCUAGGAGUCAAGUGGCACUUUAAUCAGCCUCUUGCACCUCACUUCGGAGGUGUACAUGAAAUCAUGAUCAAAACAGCGAAGAGAGCUAUCUACGCAGUGAUCGGCUCAGCAAAUGUUACAGAUGAAAAGCUGAUGACAUCAUUUGCAGGAGCAGAAGCUUUGAUCAACUCAAGACCCUUGACUUACCAUUCGGCAAACCGUAACGAUGAUGUUCCGUUGACUCCUAACCACUUCCUGCACGGGCAGCCCAAGGCAGCAAUAUUAGCCACAGAGCCGAAGGCCCAAAGGAGGAUGUUGGUCGAGGGCUGA
This is a messenger RNA of Magallana angulata, 513 nucleotides long. RefSeq lists its product as uncharacterized. Gene Ontology annotation, biological process: DNA integration. Gene Ontology annotation, molecular function: nucleic acid binding. The record is from RefSeq and is a predicted model, not a curated record. Bases 1 to 513 code for a protein of 170 amino acids. Lineage: Eukaryota; Metazoa; Mollusca; Bivalvia; Ostreida; Ostreidae. The transcript is spliced from 2 exons.